This is a messenger RNA of Nicotiana tabacum (common tobacco), 1104 nucleotides long. RefSeq lists its product as uncharacterized. The record is from RefSeq and is a predicted model, not a curated record. Gene Ontology annotation, molecular function: catalytic activity. NCBI's taxonomy places the organism in Eukaryota, Viridiplantae, Streptophyta, Magnoliopsida, Solanales, Solanaceae.
AUGGAAACCAGAGUGAAAGAGCACAAUUUCAAGAGAAUUAUCAAAGCUAUUACUCCAGAUUGGGAAGGGAUAAACAACUACCAAUAUGCUCAGAAUAGUAGGGUGUGGGUAUUAUGGGAUCCAAGAUGGUAUAGUGUGAUGUUAAUCAAAGCUGGGGCUCAAUAUGUUCAUUGUCAACUUAUAGACAAUUUAGGGAAGAUAGAAUGCUUAAUAACAGUUGUCUAUGGACACAAUACAAUUGAGCAAAGGAAAGCACUAUGGGCAGAUAUACAUAACUUGACUGCAAACAUAACCACUCCUUGGAUAAUUGGAGGAGAUUUCAAUGCAGUUCUAUAUUCUCAAGAUAGACUAAUGGGCAAUCCUAUAACAUAUGCUGAAACACAAGACUUUGCCAGCUGCAUUCAAACUCUGCAGUUGAAUCAAUUGCUAUGGAAGGGUGAUUACUAUACUUGGUCGAACAAGCAAGAUAGAACUGAUAGAAUCAGAAGCAGAAUAGAUAGGAUGUUUGGAAACUUUGAAUGGAUGAUACAAUGGGGAAGAUCUAUUGCUGACAAGAUUGACAAGGCUCGUGGAGAACUUCAAGAUAUACAAGAGAAGAUUACCACAAAUUAUACUGAUGGCCUACUGGAGCAAGAGAAAACUGUCAUUCACCAGCUGGAAAAAUGGUCUCUUAUAGAGGAAAGUGUCCUAAAACAAAAAUCAAGAGCAAGGUGGAUUAAGCUUGGGGAUUCUAAUUCCAAGUACUUUUCUGCUAUGCUAAAGGAGAGGAAUCAAAGGAAGCAGAUUAAGGAGCUCACAUCCCUAGAUGGGCAGAAGUUGAAUGAUGCUGAUAAGAUCAAGCAUGAAAUUAUAGAGUUCUACAAAUUACUGAUAGGGACUGCAGCACCAAAUCUACCUGCAAUAAAUAGGGAGAUCAUAAAGCAAGGACCUAUGUUAUCCCAACAGCAAAAAAGACAGCUAGUUGCAGAAAUCUCUGAUCAAGAGAUCUUUGAAGGAUUGCAGAAUAUUAGGGAUGACAAAUCACCAGGAGUAGAUGGUUUCAAUGCAUGCUUUUUCAAGAAAACAUGGCCUAUUAUCAAAGAGGAGAUCUGUGCAGCUGUUUAA